This is a messenger RNA of Phaedon cochleariae (mustard beetle), 2472 nucleotides long. NCBI's taxonomy places the organism in Eukaryota, Metazoa, Arthropoda, Insecta, Coleoptera, Chrysomelidae. The record is from the annotation of a GenBank genome assembly.
AUGAAAUUCAGUGAGAUCAUACAAGUUACUAGAGAAGAGGAACAACUUCAUUACAGAAAAUUGAGACACCAAUAUAAAGUGUUCCUGGAGGAAGAUCGAAAACGACAAGAAAGGAACGAGAAAAUAGUACGAUCUCUGGAGAAGAUAGAUGCAAGAAUCAGUAGGUUGACGUCCAAAAAAGAUCUUUACCAGAGACCCAGACGAUUUUGUCGUAACUGUCACCAUCGUACUAGUGUGAAUGAUAUUCCAAAAUCUGAGAAAGUAGAAUCGAGUUUUCCUAAAUACGAACAAGCAUAUAAAAACGACACCACAGAGAAACUAGACAUUAUAGAUGAGUAUUUGAAUAGUUUGAAAAAAAAACCUACAAGUUUAACAAAAGAAGACAAACUCGAACGAUUCAGCACAAAACAAUUGGACAAUCUCAGAGAAGGGUUGAAUAAAAGGUUUGAUAGCAACAAAGCUAAUUCGAUAGCAACAGAAAUCAUGAAUUCCAUAUAUUCCAGACAUUAUGAAAGAGAUCUUUUGGAAACAAAGAUACCCGAUAUUACACAACCAAUUUCGAAGUUACCUAAAAAUCUUCAUGAUGAAACUGAGACACCUCAGCCCAUCAUUGACAAUACAAGUUUUCCUUCUUCAGUUUCUCCUAGGAAAUGCGAUGAAAUAGUUCUUCCAAAAGAUGUGUCUGAUAUCUCACCAAAAAUAUCGUCAAGGAGCUAUUAUGAAUUAGAAAAUGAACCUAAAGUUGAAAGAAGAACCGGAGAAGUACAUAAUAAUAUUCACUACAAACCUACGACCGAAUCCAACUCUUCUGUGAACAUACAUGAAAACAAGAUUGUUAGAGAUAUGGGAAAAGACGCAGCAUCUUCAAAACUGAGUAAAUUGAAUCCAAUUGAAGAUGAAUCAAAAAUUGCCCUAGAGCUCAAUUGUCUAACGAAGGAAAAUAAUUUGACUGGCGAAGAUGGCUCAAACGUCAAUGAUGACAUUGAACAACAGCCCCCCGAAAAAAAUACAGAAACUAAACGAAAUAAUGAAGUUCAACCAAAUAUCCAAGUUCCUCCUCAGCAAAAGUCAUUAGGCAACGAAACUACUAUGAUUCAACGUGAGGAAAAUAAAAAUUCUCAAGUUUCCAAACCGAAAACUGAAAGCCUGCACGAGAAACUCCGAGACACACCUUCAAGUCAAACAAUUAAUGAUAAACAGCUUGGACAAUCUGACGAAAACAAUCCUCAGACAGUUAACACUCGUGAUGAUGGUCAAUUGGUGGAAGACGAUAAUUCUGUACCCCUCGAUACAUUAGGGGAUGAUACCCAGUCUGCUGAUCAUCAUGAACCCAUGUAUGACGAAAACGGUAAAGCAGAGAUUAUGAAUCAGUACGAUGAAACUGAACAGCAACAAUUUGAUGAGAAUGGUCAACAUAUUGAUCAUUUUCAGCCUCAGCAUGACGAAAAUGCACAGGUGCAACAAUUUGAUAGGAAUGGUCAGCAUAUUGAUCAAUAUGAGCCUCAGUAUGACGAAAAAGGGCAGGCAAUACAGCAACAGCAGCCAUUUGAUGAGAAUGGUCAGCAUAUCGAUCUGUAUGAGCCUCAGCAUGACGAAAAUGGCCAGGUCAUUCAGCAGCAGCAGUUUGAUAGGAAUGGUCAGGACAUUGACCAUUAUGAGCCUCAAUACAACGAAAAUGGACAGUUGAUAGAGCAUCAGCAGUUUGAUGAAAAUGGUCAGCAUAUUGACCAGUAUGAGCCUCAAUAUGACGAACAUGGGCAGUUGAUGCAGCAGCAGCAGUUUGAAAAUGGUCAGCACAUCGAUCAGUAUGAGUCUCAGUAUGACGAUAAUGGGCAGAUCAUUCAGCAGCAGCAGUUUGAUGGAAAUGGUCAACAUAUUGAUCAGUAUGAACCCCAGUACGACGAAAAUGGGCAGGUCAUUCACCAGCAGCAGUAUGACGAUAAUGGCCAGCUCAUUGGUCACUAUGAUGAAACUGGGCAGGCGAAUCCGCAGCAGGAACAGUAUGAUGAAAAUGGACAAAUCAUACAGCAGCAGCUGUAUGAUGAAAAUGGUCAGGCGAUUCAGUACGACGAGCAUGGUCAGCCCUAUCCAGCGUUCGAAGGAGAUCCAAAUCUGCAUUACCAGCAAUAUGACGAGAACGGUCAGCCCAUUCAACCUUAUGACCAGCCAUCAGUUGCACAAUACGGUGAUUAUGAUCAGUCAUAUGGACAAUACGAUGAAAGCGAGAAAAUGUUGCAAGGAAAUGAUCAGCUGCAUCAUGAGGAAAAAAUUGAUUUGAAUUCAACUGGCGGAAAUGCAGGUAGCUUCGCACAAGGAGAUUCCAGUGAGAUAUCUCACGACCCGAAAGAAGAUGGUAAAGUUGAUGGCGUCCAAAAUAAAGUUCUGGACAUGUUGGAUACCGAUACUGAUAGUGUAAAGCAAAACACCAGCAAGAUUUCGAAUGAAAGUGACUUCGAUUUUGGUAGUGGUUGA